Messenger RNA from Gopherus evgoodei (Goodes thornscrub tortoise), 5095 nucleotides. RefSeq names its product microtubule associated scaffold protein 2 (gene MTUS2). The coding region runs from base 492 to 4706 and encodes 1404 amino acids. NCBI's taxonomy places the organism in Eukaryota, Metazoa, Chordata, Testudines, Testudinidae. The transcript is spliced from 16 exons. Gene Ontology annotation, molecular function: microtubule binding. Gene Ontology annotation, cellular component: cytoplasm; nucleus. The record is from RefSeq and is a predicted model, not a curated record.
CUGGCCGGGUGCGAUCUGAGGCUGUAGCAGGAGCCCUCGGCUGGGAGCGGGCGCGCUGCUCCACCCCUCCCGCCCGGCUUCCCUUUGUCCUGGAGGAGAAGGAGGCUGCACCGCGGACCCAGGUUUCCAGCGUUGGAUUGUCUUCUAGGGCAAAUUGUCACCAAUGGCAGUAAAACUUGUUUUCCAGCAUUCUGGGUUAAAUGGACUAAUUGGCUCUCAUUCUGAGGGAACCUAAUGGAUAUCUCUUGCUUUAAUUAAAUCUCUACUGUAUGUCAAAAAGAUUUCCCAAGUCUGGAAGCUGCUCUGAAAGUGAUUGAAACAGCAUAAAAAUGUGAAUCUAACAAGACUCCAAACAACUUGAGAAAGAAUUUUCUACUGAUCAGUUUGUAAUUUAAAUCUUUAACUGAAGCAUGCAAACUAGUUAAACUGGUUGAAGAGAAGCUUACUCCUUAAAUAGGACUGUCAAAAAAGCAGUCACCUGAAAUUUCAAAAUGAGUGCAUCACUGGUACCAAGUGAGACACGUUAUACCCAGCUGCAGGACAACAGAAAUGAAAUAAAAAAUAACAAUGAAAGCGUAAUAAGUAUUGGAGAUACAAAUGCCAACCAAAUUAUGACAAAGGUCAGAAGCACUGAAGGGGAAGUCAAGAGAUGUGAUUUGACAGCUAAUCCUGGAAGUGUGCAUACUGGUGGGUCAGAGAACAUUACGCAGUUAGAUACAGAGCAGAAUAAACUUCUGGUCUUUAAGGAAUCUCAGAGUUGUGACAUCAGUAUACAAGAAUUUAGGUUGCCUUCUACCAUAAACAGGGAAUUGGAUAAAGAUUACAGGACUGAUGAAGUUAAGGAUACUUCAGAGAAUAUUCGUAUUAGCCGAGGAAAAAGUCUGUCUAAUUUGAAGAGCCGUGCAAAUGAUACCAGUUCAUGGGUUCUUUCAAAAGAUGAUGUUGAAUUUACCCGGCAUAUUUCUAAGCAUAAAAUGAUCAGGACCAUGGAGGCUGAAGGAAUAAAAAGGCUUUCUUUGGGAAGAUCAUGUAAAUUUUCUACUAAAACAGAAGCAUUUUCAAAAGAACGUGUGUCGUGUAAACGUUCACUUUCUGCAUCACUAGAUUCCAUUGCUACAUCACAUCAUUUGAUUGGUGAUACUGAGAAAUCACAGAAAACACCAGCAGAUCAUUUUCUAGAUAUGGUUCUUCAUCCACUUGACAAUACCUCAGAGGAAAAUAUGGUGUUUUAUUCAAAACCAUCUACCUCAGAGAACAAGAAAGUAAAUAUCCCAGAGAGCCAAAUGGAUGUGGAAGAUGUACCAACUGUUAACAGCAAAAGCACACUGCAUCCUACUGAUGUAGAUCUAAAUUUAAGUGGUAAGCCCAGUGAAGUCUCUAGUAAGUCAGAAGCACAACUAGGUCAGGGUGAUAUGAGUAAAAAACUGGAGCUAAAACAUCCACCACUUGUACCAUCUAAGAACAUUUGUCAACAAAAAAUCGAGAGAAUUAUGUUGGUAGAAUUUCUAGGAUGUCAAAAAGAAGAAGAUACGUUAAUACAAGAGAAGAAAGGUUAUGGAGCUGAAGUGUCCAAAAUGCAAGCUCCCCAGUUUCAAGACUUUUGUAGUAAAGUAGGGGAUCCGCUCUUAAACCAAGUGGUAGCCUACGCUGAGGACAGACUACCAAGUGGUAAUAGUACCUGCCCUGGGUUUGGAAGAGGAAGUAAUGAUGAUGAAAGCAGGGCAGCUAAUCAAGGUCAUCAGGAAUACAUAACAGACAAAGAAAUUGGAUCUGUAUUUCCUCUUACUGAUGAUAGCAAAUCCAGUGGCAAACUGACACCUACAAGAAAUAGAAACUUACUUGAAGCUGGUACAAGUUGCAUUCAAACUGUUGGUGGGCAUAUAUCUUUUCUACACAAUGUUAGUCUCCCUUACAGCAAAACUAUGAAAGUUAAUGAGAAUAAACUGAUGCUAGUCAGAGGGAACACUGAAAACACCACAGUGUCUGCCUCUGAUCUCUCAGAUCAACACAGAGUGCUUAGUACAGAAACAAUGUCAAACAAACAGCCAAACAACCAGGAUAGUGAUGUGGAAACCACAAGCUUUUCAGUUCAGAAUAAAAAGACAGCUAUUGCAAAGAAAUAUCUUUCAGAUGACGCAUCACAGAGUUAUAAAAUUUCAGCAAGGGCUGAUGCCUUUUUCUGUGUUCCAACUGCCUUGCGCCCAGUGGCAACUGUAAAUGUUAAUAAUCAGCCCACAAUUUCAAACGGCAGUUUAAAGGAUCUUUAUGCACUUCAUGUUGACAAGCUGUCACCCUCCUCAGUCCUACCUCCCAUUGACAGUACCCAGUUGUUAAACAUAUCCCCUAAAGUGCCUAUCAAGACUGCUGCGAACAGUGGAAUCCCCAAACCAAUCCUUGUGCAUUCCAAGGGCUCCCUUACAGCCCAGGGUGAUGCAGAAAGUGACUGCAGUGAAAAGCCUGAAGAAAACAUUGAGAUAAAACCUGUCAUACCCAAACCCAAACAUGUGAGACCUAAGAUCAUCACUUACAUUAGAAGAAAUCCUCAGUCUAUAGACCAUCUUGACCCUUCCUUUGCCUCAACUGAGCUGCCAUAUGGUCCACCUGUGUGUGGUAUGCCCAUGGCAAAAGAACAGCAGAUAUUGAGUGGUGGGGAUAUUAAACCAUCUAACAUUCUAUAUGACAAAUUUAAACCCGACUUGCAGAAGCCAAGAAUCUAUGGUUCAGGACUUGUAGUAUCUGGCAUUAAACCCCCGGGGCAUCAUUUUGGUCAAAUGAGUGAAAAGUUUUUACAGGAGGUUGGGAAAAGGCCUAUGAAAGAAGAAUUCUGUUCUCCGCCAUAUACCCACUAUGAGGUAUCUCCAAGUUUUUAUCGAUCUGCCAUGAUACUUAAACCACAGUUAGGACUGGGAGCGGUUUCCAGGUUGCCCUCUGCAAAAAGUAGGAUUUUGAUUGCAAGUCAAAGGUCCUCAGAUAGCUGCCUCCAUCAACCAGGACAAAUAACAAAUGCUUCCAGCCUUUAUCAUCCUGAGGCUUCAGUUGAUCUAAAAAAAGGCCCAUGCUCAAAUGCUGCAAAAUCCAAUCUCCCCAAGCCAUGUCAAUCUGGACUUCGUCCUCCUGGCUAUUCACGCUUGCCAGCAGCUAAACUGGCAGCAUUUGGUUUUGUCAGGAGCUCGAGUGUAUCCUCUGUCUCAAGCAACCAGUCAAAUGACAGCGUUCAGAGUGAUCAAAGCAGAACAACCAACCGUUCAAACUUUGGCAGUGAAGAGCAAACCCCUCCUAAGGCAUCUGUGCUUUCUAAAGAUUUACCCAAGGGGACCAGUAGGACUGCACUGCAGGUAUCAACCAGCACAGCAACUCCCCGCAGGAGUUUACUUCCAGCACCGAAAACUACCGUAACACCUGCUGCAGGUUUGAAGAAAGAAGUACAAAAAGAUCAAGAUGCAAAUAAAUCCACUGUGUCAUCCCCUAAGAGAUUAGCAGUAUCAGCCACCAAGCUCCAUUCACCAGGACACCCUAAACAAAGGGUAGCUGUUCCAAGAAAUGGAUUUUCCACCAAGGCAGAUCUGCAGACUCAAGAGACUGAACGGCAGUUCAUCCAGCAGCUGAAGGAAAAGUGUGACAAGCAGUCCAGGCAAUUCAGCUGUAUUCAAGAGGAACUUAAAAGAGCCAGUCGUGGCUUCGAGGUCUUCGCUAUAACAACACAGUAUUUCUUCUGGAAGAAUGAACGUGCCCUUGUGAAAGAAAAGGAGCUGUCAGUCGAGCUUGCAAACAUCAGGGAUGAAGUUGGCCUCAACACAGCAAGAUGUGAGAAAUUACAAAAAGAGAAGGAGGAACUGGAGAGAAGGUUUGAGGAGGAGGUGAGGAAGCUGCAUUGGCAACAGCAAGAAGAGCUGCGUGCCCUUGAGGAGAGGUUGCAGUUACAGUACAGGGGCAAAAUGGACCUCUUGCAAGAGGAACACAGUCUUCAACUUGUGAGGAUCAAGUGUCAGCACCAGGAACAGGCGGAAUAUAUUUCAGCCACUCACGAAGCUGCAAUGUUAGAGAUGGAAAAUAAUCAUGCAGUUGCCAUUGCAGUACUCCAGGAUGAGCAUGACAACAAAGUUCAAGAACUGAUGUCUGUCCACGAACUGGAAAAGAAAGAAUUGGAAGAGAGUUUUGAAAAACUGCGGCUGUCACUCCAGGACCAAGUAGAUACCCUCACCUUCCAGAGCCAUUCUCUAAGGGACAAGGCAAAGCGAUUUGAAGAGGCUUUAAAGAAAAACACUGAAGAGCAACUAGAGGUUGCACUAGCUCCAUAUCAGCACUUAGAAGAAGAUAUGUAUAGCCUGAAGCAGGUUUUGGAAAUGAAGAAUCAGCUAAUUCAUCAACAGGAAAAGAGGAUCAUGGAACUGGAAAAGCUGGCUGAAAAAAAUACAAUAUUGGAAGAAAAAAUUCAGGUGCUGCAACAGCAGAAUGAAGACAUGAGAGUCAGGAUUGAUCAAAAUACCGUUGUGACAAGGCAGUUAUCUGAGGAAAAUGCUAAUCUUCAAGAAUAUGUGGAGAAAGAAACCAAGGAAAAGAAGAGGUUAAGCAGGACUAAUGAAGAGCUGCUUUGGAAGCUCCAGACAGCGGAGCCCAUGAGCCCCGUUAAACUGUCUCCUACGCCUAUUUAUCGCUGUUCAUCGGGGCCUCCUACUCCCGCAAAAGUCAGCACGGUGCCCAGAUGACCGCUGCAGGCGGCUGCAGAUGUUAACUGGGCUUUUACACAUUUUUCCAAUCCGCUGAAUGUGAUCAUCCAAGAAAGUGUUAACAACCAUAGACACCCAGAGUUGGGUACUGCAAGCAUGCUCUGUAGCUGCAUACGUGUAAGCUAGGCAGUGUACUAUUAGCAUUCCAGUAUAGAAGCUCCCGGUACUGGCACACUGAUGUCUUAGAGUAGUAUAACCAGUGUAGUCUAAUGUGUAAACAUUUUGCCAUGGUUAGAGAUGAAGGAAAGAAAAUACUACUACUAAUGGUUCAUCAAAGUGAACCUUUGCUGCAGUGGUUCAGGUUAGUUACAAACAGUUCACGUUUUGAAUAUCUAUAUAUGUAUGUGUGUUUUUAUAUAUAUAUAUAU